UCACUUUCCUCGAAAAACCAUAACCUCUCGAGACCCUUGUGACACACGUGAGUUUCAAUGAUAACAAUUAGAAUAUAAAAAAAAUUAAACGAUGGUGAGGAGUAAUGCAGCGGACAAAUUGACCCAGAUAAACACAGCUCUGAACCGAUCCAUGGUGUUGAUGGAGGACACAGCCAGCAAUACGCCAAAACCAAAGGACAAACGGAGUCGUAAGUCAAUAACGAUAAACACAGGAGCAGUGAAAGCAACGAGUACUCCGCUCCAGGAGCAGAAUCCCAUUCGCAAAAGCAUCCUCAAGAGGCCUGAGAGGGAGAGAAGUGAUGAGAGCCCACCCACUGCCCAUUCAUUUUUAUCAACGGGGUGGCAGCCUGAGCAGCAAGCAAAUGACUCCAUGAAGGUCGUGGACAGGCCCCACAAUCUCCAGGAGUUUGUGGCGAUGGAGGAGGUGACGGUGGAUUCGUCCAGGCAUACCUACACACUUCAGGAUGUGGACCCCGAGGACGAGCUCUGGAUUAUCGAGAUCCCGAAGUCGGUGGAUCCUCGGGAGCUGAGGGGACAGGUCUUGCGCCUGGGGGACAAGACCAAGUUGAAGAUUGGAGAGGAGAAGUACCAAGUGACCAGUCACGACUCUUCUGAUUGCCUGAGCUGUGUCUUCGGGACGGGGAAGGAAGAGAAACCCUUCAAAAUUGUUAAUAUCAAGCCUUCGGGGAGUAUAACUAUGAGGAGGAGACUCACAGCGGUUGCCAAGGCCUCUCUGAAAGUCGAGGGGGAGAGUACCACUGUCCCUUUUCCCACGGGACUAAAACCACGAGAUCCACUUGCUGGGGUUUUGACGAAGGGCAUGAUUAAGAAGAAGUCCAAGUCGAGGGUGAAAAAAAUUAAAGUGGCUGAUUGACGAUUCCAGACUUUGAAGAAUUGAUUUGUGAAGAUUAGUGAAGGUUAAUAAAUUUUUCAGUGAAAAAUUUGUGAGUUUUUUUUUACAUAACGCAGUUCAGGUGUGAGGAGGUACUCGAAUUUUCUUGUGCUGAUGCGAUGAUUAUUUAUAAGUCAUAACAUGAUAAUUAAUGAAUUUUAAUGAUCACUAUAAUUAUUUUUUUUCUUUAUUAUUUUAUGGAUGACGACUGUAAUUAAAAAAAAAUUAAAUUCUCAAUAAUUUUUGACGUGUCUCUAAAAAAUGAACUUCUUCCAAAAAGGUUUUGUAAAUCUUCCCUAAAUGGAAAAUUGAGUUAAAUCUUCAUGGAAUAAAAUGUUAAAUAUUUUA
Molecule: messenger RNA, 1261 nt
Organism: Diachasmimorpha longicaudata
Lineage: Eukaryota; Metazoa; Arthropoda; Insecta; Hymenoptera; Braconidae
Exons: 1
Coding region: 92-895 (267 amino acids)
Biological process (GO): transcription by RNA polymerase I
Source: RefSeq, a predicted model, not a curated record